Phycomyces blakesleeanus NRRL 1555(-) is the source of this 1659-nucleotide messenger RNA. RefSeq lists its product as hypothetical. Gene Ontology annotation, molecular function: long-chain fatty acid-CoA ligase activity. NCBI's taxonomy places the organism in Eukaryota, Fungi, Mucoromycota, Mucoromycetes, Mucorales, Phycomycetaceae. The record is from RefSeq and is a predicted model, not a curated record. Gene Ontology annotation, cellular component: membrane; endoplasmic reticulum. The transcript is spliced from 13 exons. The coding region runs from base 1 to 1659 and encodes 552 amino acids. Gene Ontology annotation, biological process: long-chain fatty acid metabolic process.
AUGAGCGGUUUUGAACUCGACACUACAAGCUACACGCUCCUAACAUCUAUUUUGACGGCUGCAGCUCUCCUGUCAAUCCAUAAUACAAAGGGCCCUGACAUUCAUCCUCUUUUACUUAAUACUCAAUCAGAUGUAUCGCGUUUACGGCAUCCAGGCGAAAGUGCAAUCUAUCGCUCCCGUAUGUAUCCCAACGGCUCGCCACUGUUGUCUACAUUUGACCGCUCUAUGCGUACCCUUUGCGAUCUUUAUGAAGCUGGUGGUCUGUCAAAGCAGAGAACGUCUCCUUUUGUUGGAAAAUACACCGACUCUGGUGCAUGGGAGUGGACCACUUAUGAGGUUAUUAGUAACAAAUCCAAACACGUUCAGGCUGGUCUUCGUACUUGGGCAGGACUUGUACCUGUCUCUGGAAACGAGUCUUCGUUUGUAGGCAUCUACGCUUCCAAUUCACCUGAGACUGUUGCAAUUGGGCUGGCUUGCCACUGCAAUGGCCUUGUGACUGUUCCUAUUUCUGCUCAGGCCACCUCAUCGCAUGUAUCGCAUGUGAUUAAAGAUACGUUACUCAAAGUACUUGCCGUCGACCCUGUGAAUCUUGAGAGAGCUUUAUCUCUUGUGCCAGGCACAAAUGUCAAAUACAUAGUUGUUUUGGGAUCAAUUGAUGCUGCUAACAAGGACGCUGCAAAAAAGGCUGGUAUUGAAUUGCUCACCUUUAAGGAACUUGAGGUGCUAGGACAGUCUAGCACAGUGGAAGCUGUACGCCCAGGACCAAACGAUGUUGCUUCAAUUAUGUUCGAUAGUACUUCCAAUCAAUUAUCUAAAUCGGGUGCUGUUCUUACACAAAAGAACCUAUUGGCCAAUGUUGCAAGUUACUUAAUGGUAUUACCUCCUCAACAAAAAAUUACUUCCAACGACAGAUUACUUCAUAACCUCCCUAUUGACAAUGUUCUUGGUCACACGAUUUCAAGCGUGUUCUAUUAUGUCGGUGGAUCUAUUGCCUUUGAGGCUGAUGAGCCCAAGAAGGAUGUAAAAGCAACACUUUCCAAAAUUUCGGAGGCAAAGCCAACAAUUCUCGUUAGUGGCCCCCAUUUCCUGCACCAAGUUAAAGAAGUGAUCGAGUCAAAUUAUGGAAACUCUUUCCUCUUCAGACGUGGUUUCAAUAAGAAAUUGGAGUGCUUCAAAGAAGGACGUCUGGUAAACGACAGUAAAUACGAUAUGCUGGUCUUCAGAGAUAUACGACAGACUCUCUUUGGUGGAAACUUGCGUGUUGUGUUUAUAGAUAAUGAUGACAAUACUGAACCAAUUGCUCCUUUCUUGCGUGCUGUAUUGGGUGUCCAAGUAUUAAAGACAUUCAACCGAGCUGAGACUGGUGGAACAAUGACAGCAUCCAUGUUCUAUGAUUAUAACGCUGACACUGCUGCCUGUGGUGCACCCUUGCCCUGUAACGAACUCAAGCUGACAGAUUUGACUGAGAAUGGUUAUACAGCUGAGGACAAGCCCAACCCUCGUGGUGAGAUUUGGGUCAGAGGAAACAACGUGUUCAGUGGUUACUGGAACGACCCGACCUCUACUUCCGAUGUUAUGGAUGCUGAUGGUUGGUUUAUGACUGGAAUGAUUGGUGAGGUCUUUCCAAAUGGAACUGUCAAACUUUUAGGUCGCAAAUAA